Molecule: messenger RNA, 1997 nt
Organism: Saccostrea cuccullata (small rock oyster)
Lineage: Eukaryota; Metazoa; Mollusca; Bivalvia; Ostreida; Ostreidae
Exons: 2
Coding region: 60-1748 (562 amino acids)
Biological process (GO): protein polyubiquitination; proteasome-mediated ubiquitin-dependent protein catabolic process; negative regulation of translation
Molecular function (GO): zinc ion binding; ubiquitin protein ligase activity; translation repressor activity
Source: RefSeq, a predicted model, not a curated record
UGCACUUGGAAAUCGAUCAACAGGACAGCCGCCAUUACUGAAGUCAGGCACAAAAUCUAAUGAUGGACCCCCGUACCAGUGCCCAGGACGUGACGCGAUGUGACCUGUGUGAGACUGCUGUGGUACAGAUGCACUGUGAUGCAUGCCUUGUCAACCUUUGUACAGCUUGUGUAGGAAAACACAUGAUAUCUGAUGAAUCCAAGGAUCACAAAGUCGUCAAAUUUCAGGCCAGGAAAUCCACUCCACUCUACCCUGGAUGUACAAUUCAUGACAAAGAACGAUGUGAAAUGUACUGUAAACAAUGUGACAUUCCUGUCUGUCUUAGCUGUCUAGCAUCAAAACAACAUUUAGGUCAUGAAUUAUCUAAAAUAUUGCAAGUUCUGGAUGAAAAGAAGGACAUUAUUAUGAAAGAAAGAAAUGAAUUAAACAAGACAAUUUACCCAACCUACCAGGACAUUGCCUCUGAUGUACAAAACAGAAUGAAUCAGUUAGAAAAGGAAUAUGGAGAUCUCUCAACAACCAUAACAAAACAUGGAGAGGACUGGCAAAGAGAAAUUGACAAACUUGUCAAGAAACUUAAAGCUGGAGUUGAUGAGAUGAAAAACAGACAGUUUCGAAUUCUACAGAAAAAUCUGGAUGAAAUAAACAACACAUUGUCUGACAUCAAGGAUGAAAUUGAUUCAAUGGAAACUGUAAUAGACAGCAAUGACUUGUCAAAACUAAUAAGUGUAUCAUCCUAUGUACACACAUACAGAUAUCUUCCACACAAAAUUAUACCAUCUUUACCCAAAUUCAUUCCAGGAAAAAUGCAUCAAGAAGAACUAAGUAAAAUGUUUGGAGCGUUAUCAUCAAGUUCUUUAACUUCAGAUAAACAUGGAUACAGUAUGAAGACGUCACAGAAAUCACUAGAAGGUGGAUCCUCUCCUCCAGUCAAACAGCUGCUUGAUGAACCAGAGACUGUCACCACCAUCAACACUGGGUAUAGCAGUUACUUUGCCAAUAUGGCCUGUCUGAGCGAUGAUGAAAUCUGGACAAGUGGAUAUGGCAGCAUCAUGAAACUCUACAGCAUCAGUCAGGGAUUACUACUCAAGUCAAUCACAACCAAGUCAGGAAACUCACCAUCUUAUAUAGCUGUGACAAAAAGUGGAGAUCUAGUUUAUACCGAUUACAAUGAAAGAACUGUGAACAUUGUGAAGAAUGAGAAGAUAGAGGAGGUGAUCAGACUACAGAACUGGAAACCUAAUGGUGUCUAUAGUACCUCCUAUGGUGACCUCGUGGUUAUCAUGUACAAUGACGGUAACAAACAAACAAAAGUUGUCCGUUACUCUGGCUCCACAGAGAAACAAACCAUUCAGUUUGAUGAAAAAGAUAAACCUCUCUAUACGGUUGAUUCUAGAUAUAUUACUGAGAACAGGAACCUGGAUAUCUGUGUGUCUGACAAUGGAGCUAGAGCAGUAGUGGUGGUCAAUCAGGCCGGGAAACUGAGAUUCAGGUACACUGGACAUACUCCUUCUCCAAGGAAGAAACCAUUCGAUCCACGAGGAAUGACCACAGACAGUCAAAGUCACAUCCUUACAGCUGUUUAUUUCAGUGACUGUGUCCACAUCAUAGAUCAGGAUGGACAGUUCCUGCGUUACAUAGAAUGUGGACUGAGUGUACCCUGGGGACUGUGUACAGAUACAAAUGACAAUUUGUUUGUUGCUCAAUUUUUGAAGAAACAACUGAGGAAAAUCAAAUAUUUGAAGUGAAAUCUUUGAUCAUUUACAGCAAAUCGUGACACUUAUUCAUCUUAAAAUUAUAAUAAUCAUACAAAGACACUUUUAUGUAUUUAUUAUGAUUAUGAUUAAUGUAUGUAAAUAUGCUACAAUGUCAUUUGCAUUUGCUAAAUAUACAUGUAAAUAUGAUGUCUGAUGAGUGGAAUUUCGAGGAAAAAUAUAGUCUAAAUUAUAACGUUGUCAAAAUUUCCACUGUAAAUCAAGGCAUGUAGCAUUCUACAU